AUGGCCGAAGACAACCAAAGCGUUUGCGCCAACAGCUCCGGGACCGCGUCGGACCUGUUCAGUAACCUGGAGGACAUCGACGUCUCGGCGGACGGGGGUCCCCACCUCCGGGUCCUGGUGUGCGUCGUGUACUCCGUGGUGUGCGCCGCGGGUCUGGCGGGCAACCUGCUGGUCUUCUUCCUCAUAGGAGCCAAGCCGGAGAGGAGGUCGUCCAGGAUGGACCUCUUCGUGCUGAACCUGGCGCUGACGGACCUCCUGUUCGUGCUGACGCUGCCCUUCUGGGCCGCGGACACGGCCCUGGACUUCAGCUGGCCCUUCGGGGACGCCAUGUGCAAGGCGGUGCUGUCCGUCACGGUGAUGAACAUGUACGCCAGCGUCUUCUUCCUCACGGCCAUGAGCGUCACCAGGUACCUGGCGCUCACGUCGGCGCUCCGCGGCUCCUGCGCGCACUCCUGGAGCUCCGACAGGUGGACGUGCGCCGUCGUUUGGAGCCUCGCCGCCGUGGCCACGCUGCCGACCUCCGUUUUCUCCACCGUCAGCCGCGUCGGCGGAGAAAACCUGUGCCUGCUCAAGUUCCCCGGCGGGCAGAGCUGGCUGGCGGUCUACCACAUCCACAAGAUCCUGGUCGGCUUCGUGGUGCCCAUCUCCGUGGUGUGCGUCAGCUACGUCAAGCUGCUGCGCUUCGUCCGCAGGAGGAGCAUGAAGAGCGGCAACCCCAAAAGGAGGUCCCGGGUCACCAAGUCCGUCACCAUCGUCGUCCUGUCCUUCUUCCUGUGCUGGAUGCCCAACCACGCCGUCACCCUGUGGAGCGUCCUGGUCAAGCUCAACGCCGCCAACUGGGACAGGACCUACUACGUGGUGCACACGUACGUCUUCCCGCUCACCGUGUGUUUGGCGCACACCAACAGUUGCCUCAACCCGGUCAUCUACUGCCUCAUGAGGGCCGAGUUCAGGACCAGGCUGAAGCUUCUCAUCCACGGGGGGCGCACGGCGGACCGCUAG
Messenger RNA from Doryrhamphus excisus (bluestripe pipefish), 1002 nucleotides. RefSeq names its product relaxin-3 receptor 1-like. Gene Ontology annotation, molecular function: C-C chemokine receptor activity; C-C chemokine binding. Gene Ontology annotation, cellular component: membrane; external side of plasma membrane. The record is from RefSeq and is a predicted model, not a curated record. Gene Ontology annotation, biological process: calcium-mediated signaling; immune response; positive regulation of cytosolic calcium ion concentration. Lineage: Eukaryota; Metazoa; Chordata; Actinopteri; Syngnathiformes; Syngnathidae.